Messenger RNA from Gadus chalcogrammus (walleye pollock), 2136 nucleotides. RefSeq lists its product as uncharacterized. NCBI's taxonomy places the organism in Eukaryota, Metazoa, Chordata, Actinopteri, Gadiformes, Gadidae. Gene Ontology annotation, molecular function: protein kinase C binding. The record is from RefSeq and is a predicted model, not a curated record. Bases 1 to 2136 code for a protein of 711 amino acids. Gene Ontology annotation, cellular component: nucleus; apical plasma membrane; cell cortex. Gene Ontology annotation, biological process: centrosome cycle; establishment or maintenance of cell polarity; regulation of cellular localization. The transcript has 8 exons.
AUGCUCCCUGAUGAUCUUCCCCUGAGCCCGAGGCAUGAGCAGGCCAAGGUUCUCCUGGAGAGAGCCCGUCUGAAGGCGCGCUGUAACCACACCAAGGGUGAUCGACCCCCCAGGAGGGCCCACUCCGAUCAGAGAGGCAGCGCGAAGCAGCUAGAACUCCCAGCCAAUCCACCAACUCAGAAGCCGCAGCGACAACAACAGCCACAGCAGCAGCAGCAGCAGCGAGUCAUCCAAGCCAGAGAGGAGGCGCCCUCCACGCCGCCCGCACCAGUCUCGCUCCUCAUUCUCGAGGAGCCCCAGGUCUCCUGCCUGGCCGAGCAAGGGGCCCGCCCCCGACGCAACGGCUCCUCCCCCACGCGGGUGCGCUUCGAGGACGAGUCCCAGAGGGACGCCCAGUCCCGCUACCUGGACCGCGUGCGGGAGCGCGGCCGCUCGGGCAACCACAGGUCGAAGGCGGGCAAGGCGGCGGCAAACAGCGCCGAUUCCGCCGGGAGCAGCCCGGACAGGGGGCGGGGCCACCGGAGCGCCUCCACGCCGGCGUCUCAGUGGAGGCAGGAGGAGGUGUCCAUCACCAGCGCCGCCGGCGGGGUGACCACCACCACCACCACCACCGUGAUCAAGGAGAUCAUCGUGGUGGUGAAGAAAUGCGAGGCGUGCGGCUCCACGGAAGCCAGCGUCCGUCCCAAGCAGCCGCUGACGGUCACCUUCGCCGGGGCGUUCAUUUUGGGGGAGAACAAGGAGGGCGACGGCGGCUGGAGCAGCUCGGGCUUCGGCAAGCUGAGGAGGCGGAGCCUCAAGGGCCAGAGCCGCCUGGAGGCCGGCAACGGCCCCUACGGCGCCUCGUGGGUGCACCGACGCAACUCCAACCCCAGGAACCGGACCCUGGCGCGCAGGGCGGUGUCCUUCGCGCCCGGGAGCCCCGUGGAUCUGGAGCUCCGUGUCUGCGAGGCACCCGGGGGCCCCGGCGAGCCACAGGGGCCCCCCUUGCCCAUCAAGUCUGCGCUGAAGUCGAGCUCGAAGAACCGCGGCCUGGCCGCGGCGCAGUCCCAGGGGGCAGCGAGUCAGGCGGGGGCCGAGGGCUGCGGCCCCCAGAGCGCAGACCCCCUGGAGACGGCGGAGGCCAGGAGGGAGGGCCCUCCGCCGCAGGGGGGCCCCGGCGCAGGGAGCCUGGUGCCCUGCAUAAGACCCUCCAGCCUUAAGUACUCCUCAGCCAGGAUCGGCCCCGACCUGCCGCCUGCUGACCUCUGGGACGUCACUCCGGAUGGUCCAGAGGACCUCCGGGCGGAGCUGCUGAGGGCGGAGCAUCUGAAGGCCGAGGCCCAAUGGGAUGCGUUCGUGGACACGCCGUCGCCACGCAAAGUGGCGGCGGAGCGAGACGGCCGGUCCAAGCUGUCCCUGCGGCGCUUCUUCUCCUCCAUCGGGCUGAACAGCGUGGGCAAGCUGGUGAAGGGCCGGCGCUCCAGCAGCAUGGAGCAGCUCAGCCUGCCGGCGGACCCCCGCGGGGCCCCAGGCUCCCCCUCCCCAAGCCCCACGCGCCGACUCCCGGCCCCCGGCCGCCUCCAAAGGACCCCCUCGCUGCAGAGCCUGCACUCCACGGUGUUGCCAUUGGCCCAGCUGCGUAAGGCCUCCUCCGUGCAGAGUCUCGAGAAAAGAACUGAACGGUCGACUACACUGGGAGAAGUUCCUGCGAGCCCGCAGGUGGAGCUGCGUCGGGGUCUGAGCGUGGAGGAGGUGCCGGUCACCUCCAGGACGGUGCGUCCCGUCGGUAAGGUGGCCCAGGCCUCCCCCGACGGGACCCUCCUGCUGGAGCUCACCAGACCCCCCAACGAGCCCUUCGGCUUCCUCAUCUCCAGAGGCAAGGGCCGAGCGAACACAGGCGUGUACAUCGAGAAGGUGGGCAGCAACAGCAGCAGCAGCGGCAGCAGCGUGGCGGGCGUGGACGGGCCCUACGCGGGGCUCCUGGGCGUGGGCGACGAGAUCCUGCAGGUGAACGGCGAGCCGGUGGCGGGGCUGACCCUGGACCAGGUGACCCGCCUCAUGACCCGCGGCGAGAGCACCGCCUGCCUGCGCGUCAUGCCCUGCCGCCGCGGCGGCCCGCCCCUCAAACCCAAGCCCACCGCGGGACACGCCCCGUAG